AUGUCCACCGCCGCCGCCAGCAACCCAGCGCCUGUCGAUGUUGCGUCCGGCCCUCUUCCGAUUGCCGCCAAAGACCAGAUCGAAUGCGCCAGACAGCCCGCGCCCGCAUUUCUCUAUUCCCCGCCCGAUAGCAACGAUGCGGCCAAGACAGAUGCGACCGACUCGGAGCUGAGCGACCUCGACGAUGAGCCUGCCAACAAGCCCACCGAAGCCGACCAGGAAAAGGAGGACCACGACCAUGAUGAUAUUGGCGAGGUGCUGCCGGACCACUGGUCCGGCAACGUACCCGUCUUCCGCCCAACCAUGCAUCAAUUCAAGGACUUCGAGCGUUUCAUGAAAAAGGUGGACGGCUACGGCAUGAAAUCCGGCAUCAUUAAGAUCAUACCGCCGUCCGAAUGGAAGGAUGCCCAGCCGCCGCUCGAUGACCUCGUCAAAUACGUCAAGGUGCGCGAGCCCAUCAAGCAAGACAUCAUGGGCUCCAACGGCACCUACCGGCAAAGCGAGCAUCAGCCCCCGGCCAGGCGUGGAGAGCGGCGUGCCAACGCCGACAGACCGAAGCCACCGCGGACCCGUGCGCCAGCAGUCCCAAGGUCUACCAAGCCUUCGACGCCUAAGAAGCGUGGCAAGGGACGACCGGCAAAGGGUCGGAGCAAGCAAUCCCAGAAUAACGAAGAGGAGCGGCCAAUGACCCCGGUGUCUCCCAAGGAGGAGCCCCAUGACGUCGAGGACGAGCCUGUCGACUCCAUCGAGCGAGACGCCGCCGACGAGGCCGAUGAAAACGACUGCCAGCCCUCGUCAGUGUCGGCUCGCCGCAAGUACAGCCGCCGGGAAGGAUCGGCCAUGAUCGACGAGGCCGCGUUCAAGGAGUUUGACUAUCGGAUGGACAUAUCUGAUUACACGCCCGAGCGUUGCGAGGAACUUGAGCGUGCCUAUUGGAAGACCUUGACCUACGCAUCGCCACUGUACGGUGCCGACCUGAUGGGCACUCUGUUUGACGACAGGACAGACAUUUGGAACCUCAACAAGCUACCCAACCUGUUGGACGUAUUGGGCACCAAGGUUCCCGGUGUCAACACGGCAUACCUCUACUUGGGAAUGUGGAAGGCCACAUUUGCCUGGCAUCUCGAGGACGUGGACCUGUACAGCAUCAAUUACCUCCACUUUGGCGCCCCGAAGCAGUGGUACAGCAUCUCCCAGGCCGACGCUCGCCGGUUCGAAGCCGCCAUGAAGAGCAUCUGGCCCACCGACGCCAAGGCUUGUGACCAAUUCUUGCGGCACAAGGGCUUCUUGAUCUCGCCACACCACCUGCUGCAGCACUACGGCAUCAAGGUCAACAAGGUCGUGUCGUAUCCCGGCGAGUUCGUCGUCACCUACCCAUACGGCUAUCAUUCUGGCUACAACCUAGGGUACAACUGCGCCGAGGCUGUCAAUUUCGCGCUCGACUCCUGGCUACCGAUGGGCAAGAUUGCAAAGAAAUGCGAGUGUGCCCAAGCGCAGGAUAGCGUCUGGAUCAACGUGUACGAAAUCGAGCGCAAGCUUCGCGGCGAAGAAACUGAGUACGAAGAGACCGAAGACGACGAAGACGACGACGCCGAUGGAGACGGGGACAUGUCUGGCCUUCCGACACCGCCCGCUAGUCACGGGGUGAGGUUCAAGGACGGCGGCCGCAAGAGGAAGCGCGGUCUCCCCGGGAAGCGAGACAAGGUCAAGGUCAAGAGGAUCAAGCUCCGCCUCAAGGCAAAGGCCGAACCCCCCUGCUGCCUUUGCCCUCACGAUGUGUCCGGGUUGGACAUGCUGCCCACAGAAGAUGGUCGCAAAGCACAUCGCAUGUGUGCCCUAUACAUGCCCGAGACGUACGUGGAGACGGUGGACGACAAGGAAAUCAUCUGCAAUGUUGCGGCCAUCUCCAAGGACCGUUUUGACUUGAAGUGUCUGUUUUGCCGCUCGAAGCGCGGAGCCUGUUUCCAGUGCUCCAAGAAGAAAUGUGCCAGGGCAUACCAUGCAACUUGCGCUGCCGCCGCUGGGGUAUUUGUUGAAGAACAGGACGUGCCUGUCUUUGUCGACGACGGCACCGAGUUCAAGGAACGAGCCUUUGAAUUUAGUUGCCGAUUUCACCGGGUUAGGCGGGAGAAGAAGACGGACGGCGACGUCUUGGAGACGGACGAUCGCAUACGUGCGGCUGCAGAGGUGCUGCAAAAGGGAGAGAUUUGUCAGUUCCAACAUUACAAGGGCGACAUCUUCGCCGGCAUGGUGGUGGAGAACCGCGCGGACGAGCAGAUGGUUCUGAUUGAUGUCCUUCCCAACGGCGACCGAGUAGAGGUGGAGUGGAAGUGGUUACUGCUCCCGGACCCGGCCGAUUUCCAACUGCCCAAGGCGUCUGCCAAGGCCAUUCCCAUGCCUACAUCGCGCAAGGCCCAGGACCAACUGAACGCCAGGAGGCUUCACGACGACAAACCAAAGAAGGAUGAUGCAUUUGCCGACGGCUACAUCUGGGCUGAGUUCCACCUCGAACCAGUCACCAACAAGGACCAAGCCAGGAUCGACUUCUCGAAGCCGGACCAGACCUGGCACUACCUCGGAAAGACGUCGACCGAUGCCCGGGCCCAGUACACGGAGGAUCCGACAAGGCAGCGGCACAAUGCCAAAGGCAACUUCUUGAACACACUCCCGAAACCACCCAAGCCGGCGCCUGCGCCUAAAAGUGCCGCCCGCGCCCGACCACCGAAGGUUGCCCCGGUGGGCGGGUAUGCCUAUUCCUUCAACCACCAGCCCAGCGCCGCGACGAGCGCUGCGGCUGGCCGGCUCGAGAAGCCGUACGCGUACAAACCAAAGACGCCCAUCGGACCACAUCUCGCCCCGUUGACGUAUGCGCCCCAGAAGUUCGCCCCGACAGCUGCGCAACCAUCAUUUUCAGCACCCCACGGUGCUCCCUACCAGCACAGCGACAACUCGUCUCGGGCCUGCUACCCGAAGGAUGUGUAUCCGACGACGAAUUCGGGACCCGCAAAUACCCCCAGCCCGCAAGUACGCACGCCGGCGCCGCUCCAACACCCAAGCUAUGGCGGCGCGUCUAGCUUGCACAGACCCUCGCCUGGUCCAUAUCAGAAGACUGCCUCGAUGCACCAGAGUCGCCCCACGUGGCAGGUCCAUUCAUCAGUGUAUUACAGAUAUCCCUUUUUCCAGGUCAACCACAAUAGGGACUCGUCGAAGUAUCGAACCCCGUAUGCUCUGUGGGGCGGUUUCACAAACGGAUACGAGGGUGACUUACGGGCGCAUUUGAUGGCAAGGCAAAGCGACCUGCUGCGAAGACCCAGCCUGAAUCAAGCACCUUUGCCUGUCUCGAUGACCCCGAACUACGGGGCCUCAAACUUGCACGGCGCUGCGCAUCUCAAGAAACCCGGAGAUGUAUCUCCACCGGCCACAAAUCCACAAACCCUGGUGUCGGCUGCGUCGAUGCUGCAUCAAAACACGGCCAUGCUGCCGCCCCUUGUGCCCGGAGCCUUGAGCCAUCCAUUACACCCCGCCGUCAAACCACAGGCCGGAGCCGGUUCGCAGCACAGCCCACCCAGCCAGCAACCACCGGCUCAGGUGUCCCAAGCCGGAGUCGCCCCGGCGCAAAAGUCGAAUCAGGAUGGGCUGCCCGCGGCCGUCCAUCUUGCCCUUAAGUCGACCAAACCAGCGACGCAGACUCUGCCGAAACAGUCGCCGGUUCCUCUGCCUGCCAACUUCCUGGCAGCCAUGGCUUCAUCCCCGAGUAACACUCAGGCGUGCAAGUCGGAGCCUGUGCCCGCUCCGGCCGUCGACCCACCCCUAUUUGGCACAAGCUGCGAGGACGUCGGGACCCCCAGCGCCAAGGCUGCCAAGCAUGUCACUAGCACCAGCGACGUCGCAAGACGCGGCUCGGCAGGCACAGACAGCGCCGUUAGUGGAGAAGGGUCCGGCUCCGGGCCCCACGCAGUCCAGAGGCGGGCUUCCGAGCCAUGA
This is a messenger RNA of Hirsutella rhossiliensis, 3984 nucleotides long. Its product is annotated as jmjC domain, hydroxylase domain-containing protein. The transcript is spliced from 8 exons. NCBI's taxonomy places the organism in Eukaryota, Fungi, Ascomycota, Sordariomycetes, Hypocreales, Ophiocordycipitaceae. Gene Ontology annotation, biological process: chromatin remodeling. Gene Ontology annotation, cellular component: nucleus. The record is from RefSeq and is a predicted model, not a curated record. Bases 1 to 3984 code for a protein of 1327 amino acids. Gene Ontology annotation, molecular function: histone H3K9 demethylase activity; histone H3K36 demethylase activity.